UUUAGGCCAUUAGGGUAUGUACUUUGCCACUGAGACCAAAUGCUGUUGCUCACAGCUCAAUUCGCAGUAUCCAGUAUUCACAAUAUUCCGCUACUCUUCCAAACGCUCACUCUGCAACUCCAUUGCUGAAGAACAAAACUUGCAUCUUGCAUCUCUUAAUUCCGAAUAAGAAAUGGUAGUACUCACUCGUCUGAAAUCCGCUUUACAUCUUCUUCCUCGUUCUUCCGUGACCUACGCAACCUCUGCCUCUUCCACCUCCAACCUCUUACCGGCGAAGAGGAAUCAAAUCGCCGCCGUUUAUGUCCCGCAGGAUUUGUACCGUCGGAUAUUCACUGUGACCGAUCCAACUCUCCCGGUUGUUACGAUUCUCGAGCAGUGGGUUCAGGAUGGCCAAACUCUUACCUACGAUAAACUGCUAUUCCUUAUCAAGCAACUUAGGUCACGCAAAAGAUAUAAAAACGCCCUCGAGGUGUCAUUUUGGAUGUCUGACAAAGGAUACUCUGAACCUGGAUCUGCAGAAUUUAGUUUAAGACUGGACUUGAUUGCAAAGGCUAAGGGAAUAGAAGAAGCUGAAUCCUAUUUUGAUAGCAUUCCGAAAUACUCAAGAGCUGCAGAAUGUUACAGCUCUCUUCUUAAUUGCUAUGCUCAAGUUAGGGAUGUGGAUAAAGCUGAAAGGAUCAUGCUGCAGAUGAAACAUUUGGGUUUUGCAAGGUCUACUUUGGCGAGAAAUUCUUUGCUUAACCUCUACUAUCAAACACAAAACUAUGACAAAGUGGAAAAUUUGUUGCUUGAAAUGAAAGAAGAGGGUGUUAAAUUCGAUAGAUUUACAUACGCCACCUUGAUUAAUACAUAUGCGGCCAAAUCUGAUAUAGAAGGAAUCGACAAACUUCUUGCACAGUUAGAAGAUGAUCCAUCGUAUUCCCAACAUGUAGAUUGGUGGAGUGUUUAUGCUGUGGCAGCCAAUUGGUAUGGCAAACUCGGGCUUCAUGAUAAAGCUUUUAACGCUUUAAAGAAAUCAGAGAAGCGCCUGAGUUAUACAAUCUGGAAUGAGGCCUUUCCUUACCUUAUGACUCAAUAUGCAACAAUAGGGAAGAAAGAAGAAGUGAUGAGGUUGUGGAAUAUUUACAUGAUGGAUGGGAAGUUACUCAAAAAACAGUAUUAUUCAGCUGUAGUAAGUUCAUUUCUCAAGGUGGAUGAGAUUGAACUUGCUAAGAGUAUCUUUGAGGAGUGGGAAUCUAGAAAUCGGUAUUUCAGAAAUUUCUUUAUUCCGAACAAGAUGAUAGCAGCUUACAGCAGAAACGGCAAUAUGGAGGAAGCUGAAGCCAUUGUUAAUAGGACAAUCAUGAAGGGAGGAAAGCCAAAUUUAUGGACUUGGUCAUGGCUCUUGUUUGGAUAUGUUUCCCAAAGAAAUUUUGCGAGGGCUGUUCGAUGUAUGAAAGAGGCAGUUUCUAUCUGUGAAGUGGGGUGUAAGUGGAGGCCACUACUGGAAUCCUUAGCUGCCAUUUUUCAGUACUUGAAAUUUAAUGGAGAUAUGGAGGAGGCAGAGGAUUUGAUAAGGUCACUCAGUAGCAAGAAUAUUAUCUCGCUUGAUGUUCAUAACAAGCUGAUGAGUUGGAUUAAGGAUGUGGAGUCAAAUGUGCCUGCAAUUGAUGUGCUGGGUUUAGAUUCUCAUAAACAAACAGGUGAAAUUUCAGAGCCAGAGGAAGAUAGAAACAGCCCUGACUUCUGCCUUAGCCAUCAAUAAAAUGUUAAGGGAUGACUGUCAAUUAGGCAAAUCAUGAAUUAGGGUUUACAUUCGGUGUACACAUCUUUUCAACAAUGAGGUUUAGGACCAAUUGAUGUAGGUGAAUGGUUCACCAAAAAGACUGCUUCUAAGUUGCUCAAAUACGGAGAACCACUUCCGUUUAUUCAACCAAACCCAGCUUAUCAACGUGGUUGCAGCCACAGCCGUUGCAACGCGGCCUCCUUCAGUUCCAUCGUCAAUACUAGCCUCUGCUCAGCCACAUUGCUUCUUUAGUGUCACUUUACACUGUUGUCUUUCUUAUUUGUCUCUCUCUCUCUCUUCUUCUUCCUCAAGCUUUUGCAGAUGCUGCUUCUUCUCCACUAUAACCUUUCUUCCUGGGCUCUAGAUUAGAUGUGUUUUGCUACACAAAUCCUCCACAUUUUGCGUAAAUCGUCUCAAUUUAUAAAACGAAUUUUAUUUCUCGCAAUCCCUACUCAUCCCUCACAACACUCCACCACCUGCAACCUCUUAGCUGUCAACAAGGAACAAAGCGGCGUCAUUUCAGUCCUGAGGACACCGUUUUUCCAGAAGCUUCCUUUGCGCGACUUGUACUGUCGGAUCUUUACGGCUCCUGAAUUGACGUCCUCGGUGGUUCCAAUCUUCGAGAGGUGGAUUAGGGAUGGCGGAACUGUUAACUACAACAGACUUCUAUCUGUUAUCAGGAAACUCAGAUCACGCAGAAGAUAUAGAAACCACCGUCGAGGUGUCGUCGUGGAUGUUGGAGAAAGGGUUUUCCCAACAUAAAUCUGAAGAUCUUGCGAUAAGACUAGACUUGAUUGGGAAGGUUAAUGGACUAGACUUGAUUGGGAAGGCUAAUGGACUAGAAGAAGCAGAACAUUCCAAAGUACUUAAGAACUGGAGAAUGUUACAGCUCUCUUCUUAAUUGCUAUGCCCGGGAUGUGGAUAGAGCAGAAAGCAUCAUGGAGAAGAUGAGAGCUUUGGGUUUUGCAAGGUCGAUUUUGUCAAGAAAUGUUUUGCUUAAUCUCUACUAUCAAACACAGAACUAUGACAAAUUGGAAAAUUUGAUAUGUGAAAUGCAAGAAGAGGGUAUUAAUUUCAA
Messenger RNA from Arachis ipaensis, 2843 nucleotides. RefSeq names its product pentatricopeptide repeat-containing protein At2g20710, mitochondrial-like. NCBI's taxonomy places the organism in Eukaryota, Viridiplantae, Streptophyta, Magnoliopsida, Fabales, Fabaceae. Gene Ontology annotation, cellular component: mitochondrion. Gene Ontology annotation, molecular function: protein binding. The record is from RefSeq and is a predicted model, not a curated record.